Molecule: messenger RNA, 804 nt
Organism: Mucor velutinosus
Lineage: Eukaryota; Fungi; Mucoromycota; Mucoromycetes; Mucorales; Mucoraceae
Product: Aminoacyl-tRNA hydrolase
Exons: 2
Coding region: 1-804 (267 amino acids)
Biological process (GO): biosynthetic process
Source: RefSeq, a predicted model, not a curated record
AUGGUCAAAGUAUUGAUUCUCGGAGCUGGUUACGGCACGCGUCUGCAAAGAGAUUUGAGGGCCUCAUUAGAAUACAAUCACUUGCUGGGCGUGCCCAAAGCACUUUUGCCACUGGGCGACAAAGAUGCACUGAUUACACACUGGAUAGAGCUGUUUGAAUCGCACCAUAUAUCAGCACAAGAGGACAUCUAUGUUGUAACCAAUGGACAAUGUUGCGAUGCCUUCAAGCAAUGGGCUUCCUUGCAUGCGAUUCCACCAGAGCAUAUUGUCAGCGAUGGCACAACUACCAAUGAAACCCGUCUCGGUGCUGUUCCUGACAUCAUGUUUGGUAUUAAAGCAUUUGACUUGAUGCAACAGGAUGUGCUGGUUGUAGGUGGAGAUACCUUGUUUUUGCAUGAUUUUGAUUUGGCUCAGUUCCUCAAGACAUUCAGUGAGCUUCCAUCCAGUUGCUUAGUGACAACCUAUCAAGUGACCGAUCAAGAUGUACAUAAAUUUGGCAUCGUCGAGACAGAUCAACAGGGCGCCAUCACAAGUUUUCUCGAGAAACCUGAACCUACUGCAACUAAUGCUCGAUCUGCCUGCCCUUGCUUUUACCUAUUUCGCAAAGAGUCGCUGCCAAUCAUUGACGAGUUUAUCACAGCAUGCAGAGAAUCUAAUGCUCCCAAGGAAGCGUAUGAUGCCACUGGCAAGUGCCUCGCCUAUCUCUACCCUCGCUACACCAUCUCCACAUAUCCCAUCUCUGGCCGUAUUGAUGUAGGUGGGUUGGAUUCUUACAUUGAUGCUAAUAGAUACUUUGAGAAAUAA